AUGACGUCAGCACUGACGUCACAAACUCGGGCUGAAGCCCAGGCAGAACUUGCCCUUGGGCCUGCCCGGGCUGGUGGGACCCAGGGCUUGCCCGGGCUGCAGUUGCUGCGCUGGAGUGCAAAACUGGGCUUUGGGGGGCCUUUUGCCCGGGUUACUUCAUUGCGCUGGACAUGCUCUUAG
Messenger RNA from Prunus armeniaca (apricot), 180 nucleotides. Lineage: Eukaryota; Viridiplantae; Streptophyta; Magnoliopsida; Rosales; Rosaceae. The record is from the annotation of a GenBank genome assembly.